CCCCGCGGCCCCGCGAGACCCUAGCCCGCCCGGCCCCGCAGGAAGCGGCCGCCGCCACCCAGUCCAGCGCCCGCUCCGCCCGGGCACCAUGGCGGGGAAGGCGGCCGCCCCCGGCACCGCGGUCCUGCUGGUCACGGCCAACGUGGGCUCGCUCUUCGACGACCCGGAAAACCUGCAGAAGAACUGGCUUCGGGAAUUCUACCAGGUCCUGCACGCACACAAGCCUCACUUCAUGGCCUUGCACUGCCAAGAAUUCGGAGGGAAAAACUACGAGGCCUCCAUGUCUCAUGUGGACAAGUUUGUCAAGGAACUACUGUCAAGUGAUGCAAUGAAGGAGUACAACAGGGCUCGUGUCUACCUGGAUGAAAACUACAAGUCACAGGAACACUUCACGGCGCUAGGAAGCUUUUAUUUUCUUCAUGAAUCCUUAAAAAACAUCUACCAGUUUGACUUUAAAGCUAAGAAGUAUAAGAAAGUCACUGGCAAGGAGAUCUAUUCGGACACUUUGGAGAGUACGCCGAUGCUGGAGAAGGAGAAGUUCCCACAGGACUACUUUCCUGAGUGCAAAUGGUCAAGAAAAGGCUUCAUCAGGACGCGGUGGUGCAUUGCUGACUGUGCCUUCGACUUGGUGAACAUCCAUCUUUUUCAUGAUGCAUCCAACUUAGUGGCCUGGGAGACAAGCCCGUCGGUGUACUCGGGUGUCAGGCACAAGGCCCUGGGCUAUGUGCUCGACAGAAUCAUCGACCAGCGAUUUGAGAAAGUUUCCUACUUUGUCUUCGGUGAUUUCAACUUCCGCCUGGAUUCCAAGUCUGUUGUAGAGACCCUCUGCACAAAGGCCACGAUGCAGACAGUCCGGGCUGCUGAUACCAAUGAAGUUGUAAAAUUGAUAUUUCGGGAGUCAGACAAUGACCGGAAGGUCGUGCUCCAGUUGGAAAAGAAGCUCUUCGACUACUUCAACCAGGAUGUCUUCCGGGACAACAAUGGCACUGCGCUCUUGGAAUUUGACAAGGAGUUGUCUGUCUUUAAGGACAGACUGUAUGAACUGGACAUCUCAUUCCCCCCCAGCUACCCGUACAGUGAGGACUCCAGCCAGGGAGAGCAGUACAUGAACACGAGAUGCCCUGCUUGGUGUGAUCGCAUCCUCAUGUCCCUGUCUGCCAAGGAGCUGGUUCUUAAGUCAGAGAGCGAGGAGAAAGUUGCCACCUAUGACCACAUUGGGCCCAAUGUCUGCAUGGGAGAUCACAAGCCGGUGUUCCUGGCCUUCCGAAUCGCACCUGGGGCAGGUAAACCUCAUGCCCAUGUGCACAAGUGUUGUGUCGUGCAGUGACGUGGUGGGAAGAGGUGCCAGCGCCAUGAGAGGAUCCUCGAGAGACCUCCUUGUAGCAGAGUAUCGAACUCACCCUCCUAACAGCUGCAUCGGAACCCGCCCAAGCAUCACCUGCGAGAUGGCCAGCCGGCCCCACACUUUGCUUCAGCCUCCGGACCUCCGGAAAGCCUCACAUACCUCACUGUCGUGUCUGUCACGUGACAUUGUAGACAUAUUGGGUUUAAUCAAGCCACAGUCCUAUUGCCAAAACUCUAACAGACAGCAGAGCGCCUGUAUUUUAGACUUCACAGUUUUCCAUUUUUAACGAUUGUCUGUGGAGGAAGCUUCUCCAUUUAGAGCCCCAGGUGUUCAGCGUCCCUCUCUGCCAGGAGGAGUGUGCCGGGCACUAGCCCAGGCAGCAAGGCUGCCCUGUGUGCUCAAGCCCGAGGCCCCGAGGUCUGACUCUACUGCCAUGUCACAUGGCGUCUGAAUCACACUGCAGCUGCUUUCCAUUUUUAUAUAUAUAAAUACAUAUAAAUAUAUACUUUUUAAAAAUAAUUUAUAAAUCUUACCAAAACUUAUGCUGAAUAUACUUUCCAGUAUGAGUGCACGAGUGUCCUAAGCAGGCAGAACCGCAGUCUAGUUGAAUGGCGAGUCCAUCAGCAGUCAGCACCAGUUCCUGAGACAAGAUCUAGCCAGUGCCCAGGGGUGAGGGGCCCCUUCGGCAUGCCUGUCCUAGCAGCUUGUCACUCUUCUGCCUUUUUCUGUGUAAUAUUAAGAACUGAAUGUGAAGUUUAUAGCUAGCCUGGGUGUACCUUUUAAGAAUUUUGUAAACCGUUUUGUCUGUCUUUUGUUACCGUUUUAUGGUGCCAAGUAUCCUACAUUAAAACCAUAAUCUCGUGGGAGAAUUAGAA
Acomys russatus (golden spiny mouse) is the source of this 2220-nucleotide messenger RNA. RefSeq names its product inositol polyphosphate-5-phosphatase A (gene Inpp5a). Bases 89 to 1327 code for a protein of 412 amino acids. Gene Ontology annotation, molecular function: inositol-polyphosphate 5-phosphatase activity. The record is from RefSeq and is a predicted model, not a curated record. The transcript is spliced from 16 exons. NCBI's taxonomy places the organism in Eukaryota, Metazoa, Chordata, Mammalia, Rodentia, Muridae. Gene Ontology annotation, biological process: phosphatidylinositol dephosphorylation.